Pimephales promelas (fathead minnow) is the source of this 3474-nucleotide messenger RNA. It is a transcript of the gene xpc, whose product is annotated as xeroderma pigmentosum, complementation group C. Gene Ontology annotation, biological process: mismatch repair; nucleotide-excision repair. The record is from RefSeq and is a predicted model, not a curated record. Gene Ontology annotation, molecular function: damaged DNA binding; single-stranded DNA binding. NCBI's taxonomy places the organism in Eukaryota, Metazoa, Chordata, Actinopteri, Cypriniformes, Leuciscidae. Gene Ontology annotation, cellular component: XPC complex; cytoplasm; nucleotide-excision repair factor 2 complex.
UGAACUAACCUUUUAACAAUUAAAAGAAGUCUGAGCAACAUCUCCUCCUAGCGUUUAAAUCACCACAUUGCAAUUAUACAACAUUAGAAGAGGCGGAUGUGACGUAUCUUCGGCAAGCAAAGUGCAUGCUUUCGGUGUUAUGAAAGGUGGGAAAGGGAUUGUGUUGGGUAACAGUGGUCUUCAGGUUACAUUACACAAGACGUUGACGUGUAAUGCAAGUCUAUCACUCUUUCUCUGAACGCCUCAGAGUUCAUUUGUCCUGAAAUAGUCCGCGAUCACACAGAAACAGCAAAUGGCAAAAAGAAAAGAGACACAGCAGAAAACGGACACAAAGAAACCGAAGCAGAUUGCAAAGAAAAAACCGGCAUCCAAAACCCCAAAAAACAAAGAAAAUGGUAUUGUGGACAAAAACAACCGCACAAACUCCAGGGUGACGUCCCGUGUGUCCAAAAAGGUCAAAGAUGACUCUGACGAGAGGACAAGCAAGUACUUCCGAGACAGCCAAGUUAAAACUGACGAGCCAGAGGACAUGAGUGACAACAGUGAGGAGAUGAGCCCAUCAAAACAAGUGAAAGAAGAAGAGGAAGAGAGUGAAGAUGAGGAAGACUGGGAGGAAGUGGAAGAGAUGGCAGAACCACUGGGUCCUGUGGACUCGAUAGAACUAGCAGAACUGUCAAAACCUGUGGAGAUUGAGAUCGAGACUCCAGACAUGGCUCGCAAGAGGCAGAGGAAGGAGAAAAGGAAGGCAGAGUUUGAAACUUAUCUGCGUCGAACGGUAAAGCGAUUUAACAAGGAGCUGCUGGUGGAUACCCACAAGGUUCAUUUGCUUUGCUUAUUGGCUGGCGGUUUGUUUCGAAACAGACUAAUCUGCGAGCCUGACCUGUUGGCUAUUGCCUUGUCAAUACUGCCUGCCCACUUUACCACAGUUGCUAUAAAACGCAUAAACACAGGCUUUCUGGAGGGGCUUCUCAAAUGGUUUCAAGGGACGUUUACAUUAAACCCCGCCUUACCUGAGGAGAAGGGAGUGGAGUUGAGGACAGUGCUGGAAAAACGAAUUAGCUGUUUAUCAGCAAGGGACCAUGAGGAGAUGACCUAUCUGUUCUUAUUGGUCCUGCGGUCAUUGCGACUCUUCUGUCGCUUGGUGCUGUCUUUACAACCUCUUCCUCUGAAGCCACCACCUGCCACCAAGAACAAGACCACACCUACCAAGAGCUCUCCAGAGAAAGAUCCAUCAGAGAAACCCUCUCCAAAGCCUAAGAUAUCCUCUGGAUCCAAACGCCCAUCAUCAGCGACUGCUGCAGUAAAAGACGAAAGAGGCGGAAAGAGAAAGAAAAAGAAAGAGGAAGGGGGAGAGAAAGAGGCAGCAGGUGGCCUGAAACCCAAAAACAGCAGAAGAAGAAGUGUAGCUUCAAAAGUGUCCUACAAAGAAGCCAGCAGCGAGGAGGAGGAGGAACAGAGUGAAGAGGAGUUUCAGCCAACCAAUGAGGAUGACAGUGAAGACUCUGAUGGGCCCAUGAAAAUAUGCAGAAAAUCAAAGUUGAAAAGCAAAGGUGGGGCUCCUCAGAGUUCGAACAAGGUCAAACAGGAGGAGAGAAGUGAAGAGGAGGAGGAGGAGGAGGAAGAGAAAGAGAGAAGGAAACCAAGACGUAAAAGAAAAGAGGGGAAAGGGAUAGAUGAGUGGUUGGAGGUUUAUUUGGAAAGUACUGGGAGGUGGGUGUGUGUUGAUGUGGAUCAAGGAGUCGGCCAACUCUGUUCCGAUCAGGCGACUCAACCGAUCACUUAUGUGGUGGGCGUAGAUGACGAGGGCUACCUGAAAGAUCUUAGCAGCAGGUAUGACCCCACGUGGCUGACAUCAUCACGGCGACGGCGCGUCGACUCCGAAUGGUGGGAGGAGACUAUGGAGCUCUACAAGUCUCCAGAUACUGAACGAGGACAGAAGGAGGAUCAGGAGAUGCAGGCUAAGUUACUGAACAAGCCGUUGCCGACAUCCAUCGCAGAAUAUAAGAACCAUCCGCUGUACGCGCUUAAGAGGCACCUGCUUAAAUACGAGGCCCUCUACCCCUCUACAGCCGCUGUCCUGGGGUACUGCAGAGGAGAACCAGUUUAUGCACGAGACUGUGUGCAGACGCUCCAUUCUAGAGAUACCUGGUUGAAAGAAGCACGAACAGUUCGACUAGGAGAAGAGCCAUACAAGAUGGUGGUUGGUUUUUCCAAUCGUUCUCGUAAGGCCAGGAUGAUGUCAGAGCAGAAAGGUGUCAAAGAUCUGCCUCUUUUUGGAGUCUGGCAAACUGAAGAGUACCAGCCUCCGAUUGCCGUUGAUGGCAAAGUACCACGUAAUGAGUUUGGGAAUGUGUACAUGUUUAAGUCGUGCAUGUUACCAGUAGGAUGUGUUCACCUGCAUUUGCCAAAUCUGCACAGAGUGGCUCGAAAACUGAACAUAGACUGCGCUACAGCAGUGACGGGUUUUGAUUACCAUUGUGGAUUUGCACAUGCAGUUAACGAUGGCUAUAUUGUCUGCGAAGAACACCAAGAAAUCCUGAAAGCAGCCUGGGAAAAUGAGCAAGAUAUCCAACAGAAGAAAGAUCAAGAGAAACGUGAGAAGCGUGUUGUGGCUAACUGGACCCUGCUGGUCAAAGGCCUGUUGAUUAAAGAGAGGCUGAAGCGUCGCUAUGGGCAACAGGGGCUCGCAUCGAGGACGGAGCUUAUGCAAGGGAAAGAAGGCUUGGCUGAAGGACUGUCCUCCGAUGAGGAGGAAGAGGGCAGGGGGCAGAAAGCUCCACCCUCUCUGGCUAGUUCAUGGCCGCAGAACAGGCAAGAGGAACAAGAGGAAAAGAUUGUAAGGCGUGUAUCUAAACGAGAGAAACGCGGAGAGCAGAAAAAUCUCUUCCCUUUUGAAAAAGUGUGACUGAAUUUGCCCUUUAUUACUUUUCGUGCAUACAGUAUCUGUAACUGUGAGCCUCUCUCCAUUACUCUCCACAAUCUUUGUAUAAUCGCAGUAAGGUGCAUAUGCAGGGGAUUUUGAUGAUGUCAAGCAUUUGUCAUCAGUUAAGACUCUACAUGUUUUUUUUCUAAAAGAAUACAUUAUUUUUAUAGAACAUGCUGUUGAAAAACAAAACCUUGCAAAUAAACAAAUAGUUUGUUGCAGCUUUUUGUGUCCAUGAAUGAGUUUCGAACAGGUCUGGGCAUUGAUUAGAGUCUUUCACUCUUUAUAGGUGCCCACCUACUGAUCUGGUUGUGCACAGAAUAGUACUUUUGGCUGAUAAUUGGGAAACCAAAUUUCAUUUGGAAGUAUCUUUUCAAACGGUUACAGCUAAUUAUAUAAUUCAUAUUUUACCAGUAGAUUAUUUACCAUUUUUAAAUGAAUCUUUCAGACUAAUUUAGUGGAUACUGUUGAAUAUACUUAACACAUUAUGAAAGACGUCUUGAAAUCGCAGGACUUUUCUUUCCUGUGUUCAGAAAAGCACAAUUCUGUAU